Priapulus caudatus is the source of this 1630-nucleotide messenger RNA. RefSeq lists its product as uncharacterized. The coding region runs from base 481 to 912 and encodes 143 amino acids. The transcript has 4 exons. The record is from RefSeq and is a predicted model, not a curated record. Lineage: Eukaryota; Metazoa; Priapulida; Priapulimorpha; Priapulimorphida; Priapulidae.
AGGUGCACUGCAUGCAGUUUGAGCUAGCAUCACAGACUAACGGAUAGCAUCGAUCCCCGGCUUACUCCUCCGCGUUUCCCCAUCCUCCUCAUCAACGAACCACCACUAGUCUGGCAUACAUAGGCCUAUAAUAUAUCGGUCACGCGUGAGCCGCCACUACGCUUAACAAGCUUAAAAUAGAUGCGGGAUGCUGUAGAGGCUGCUGCAACACAAGCUACGUUGUAUUUCCCGCGCGCAGCAAUCUAUGCGACGGCCGCCGAUUCAUACAUCGAUCUACUAACACGACGCACGCACACGGUCUGAGGAGGAGAGAUUCCGAUAUAAGAUGGCCGUUGCUGGCUAGCACUUCCUCACGCACGCUAUAGCGACUGGCUGCGUGAGUGACUGAGAGCAUCGGCAGCUUACGUGAGUUUCCAAGGAGAGGCUUUUCCCGCAGCGAUGAUGGCCGCCGUGUAAGGCAGACGACGUCACGCGAUUGAUAUGCCAGGUUGGAUAGCACUAGUGGCGCUUUUAUUGGCGCUAGGUCAGCGCAUUACGGGUGUGACGGCGUUUGACUGCUACCUGUGCGGGUGGAACGCGGAGUGUGUCACCGCCAAAUCGUCGGAGAGCUGCGCCGAGCCGUUCGUUUCCUCCGAGAAUGUAACGCGAGUGACGGGAUGCGUGCAGUGUCUCACCGUCACCGAGUUUGUCAAACAUGACUUGGUGGAGGUGACGCGGUCGUGUGCUCGCAAGCAGGUCGGCAGCGACGGUGAGGAGCAGUUCGGAGAGACGGCGACGGGAACGAUGACGAUAGUGCGUUACUGUGACUGGCAGCUGUGCAAUGACAGCAGACGCGUCACGUGGUUUAGAAGUGGCGCCAUCGUGUGCAGCGUCGUGCUGCUGGCGUCGCAUUUGUACGUAACAGGCGCGUGAUGAUGGUCUCUGCUGCAGCACCGGUGACCGGUGGCACGAUGAUGAAAUGCUGUCAACAACAACAACAACAACAACAACAACAACAACAAUAACAACUACUGCUACAACUACUACUACUACUACUACUACUACUACUACUACUACUACAACUACAACUACAGAAAUCACUACAAAUAAUGGUAAUAUUAUAAAUGUAAAAGUGUAAAUAUUAAUAAAAUAAUCAUCAUAUAAUUUAAUGAUAGUAAUUGUUAUAAUGAUGACGAUGAUGAAACCGACUACGAUGACACCAGCAAUAGCAGCAGCAAAGCCAGCAUCGAUGACAACAGCAUCAUCAUCAUCAAUAACGACACCGAUUCGCCGCGGCAGCACGCCAGCUCCGUCGACACGGCGGCUCCUUUAGCAACACACGUACAAUAAACAAAUCUGAUAGCGAAGACCUUCAGAUCUCCUGCCCCACCUGUCUAGCCGCAGCGCUUUCCCACAUCUAUCGGGCUUGCGCGUGAGUCGAUCAUGCGCCGCGUGCGGCGACCAUUCACGGCGCGUGGCGACGCAUAGAUCGACGUGAGAGCUGUCGGCAGGUGUUGUAAUAAGAGUGCUGCCGGAGGGAUCAUAGUCGACGGCAGGCGGCAGAGGAGCCGGAAAGCGACGCAGACGAGACGACAACUGCGAUGUACCGCACGCUGCUUUACCUACUCUCCGCCGCCAUAGUUGUGACCAC